AUGGCAAUCCCACAGGAAUGCGACAUUCUAGUGGUUGGUAGUGGAAACGCAGGUUUCUCAGCUGCUAUUUCAGCCGCCGAAAAUGGUGCCAGGGGUGUCGAAUGGGCUGGAGGGAAUACCUAUUUCACUGCAGGUGCAUUUAGAACAGUUCACAGCGGUCUGGAUGACGUUCUCCCAAUUGUGAACAAUGUCACGAGUGAGCAAGCAGGUAUCAUAGAUAUGGAGCCAUAUACCACCGAAGAAUUCACAGAAGAUAUGUCAAGAAUGACCGAUGGACAGACGAACCAGACCCUUUGCAAAGCCCUUGUCCAGGACUCAAAUACCACCAUCAAGUGGCUUGCGAGUCUUGGGGUUAGGUCUCAGUUAUCAUUUAACCGACAAUCCUACAAAGUUGAUGGUCGCAAUAGAUUUUGGGGAGGCAUGUCACUGAAAACCGAAGAUGGUGGGAAGGGCCUUAUCCAGGACUACCAGGUAGCUGCGCGGCGUGUGGGUAUUUUUGUGUUUUACUCAACGCCCCUGAUGAGAUUAGUUUCCGACCCUGCCACCGGUACACUUUCCGGGGCCGUCGUUGAGAAUAACGGCAGUGAGACGAUUAUAAAAACCCAAGCCGUGAUAUUAGCGGCUGGAGGCUUUGAAUCAAAUCCUCAGAUGUGGGCACAUUACCUUGGUGGUGGAUGGGACAAAGCCUUUCUCCGCGGUACUCCAUACAAUGUUAGCGAUUGCCUUGAGAUAGCAAUCCGCGAUAUGUCAGCGAAAAAGGCAGGAGACUGGAGUGGAUGCCAUUCCGUUGCAUGGGAUGCCAAUGCUCCUAAAUCUUCAGGUGAUCGUGACAUCUCAAACCAAAUUACCAAAUCAGGCUACCCCCCUUGGGCUGAUGAUCAAUGCAGAGGGGAAAAGUUUGGCAGAGCUAUCCUUGCGCAGCCAGGACAUAUUGCAUUUCAGGUUUGGGACCACCAGGCUAUUUCAUGGUUACGAGAAGAGGAAUACCGUCCAGAGGUUGUCGAGCACAUCACUGCCCCUUCAAUAUCCGAACUUGCUGAGAAAUGCUCUCGUGUUGGACUAAUGGAUAAAGAAACCUUUAUCAACACGUUAAGUGACUAUAACGCCGCAGUUUACCAGCAUCGCAAGGAGAAUACGGGCGCUGAAUGGAACCCGGCAAUCAAAGAUGGACUGUCCACGCAAUCGUAUGCCGGUGGCCUGUCCCUCCCCAAGUCCAACUGGGCUCUCCCUCUCGACCAAGGACCGUUUCUUGCAGUAAAGGUUACCUGCGGCAUUACGUUUACAUUUGGAGGGCUAGCCGUGACCCCGGAAACGGCUACAGCCAUUUCUUCGGCCAACAAUGAACAGAUCCCUGGCCUCUACUGUGUGGGAGAGAUGCUUGGUGGUCUCUUCCAUAGCAACUAUCCGGGAGGUAGCGGCCUAACUUCUGGUGCUGUCUUUGGCCGCAGAGCUGGAUCAGUAGCAGCCAGGAGAGCUUAGGCUAUAAGUUUAUGGUACAGUUCUACUAGCGUAUAAGUUGAACCAAAAAACGUACCUUUUACGUUGGCCACAAGAAUCGGUUAACCUCAUCCUGAUGUAAUAUAUGGACGGUGUAAUAAUUGAUCAACCUAGCGUUAAUAUUCCUUCGCAGAGUACUUGGGCCUUGUGUACUCCAGAUAAUAUUCUCCAGAGUAUACGUUACCUACCCUUUUAGAUUAUUUGCAUGGCUGCAUCACCCGCGUCUUCUGUACGCUGUAACUAUAUCGCCAUUGUAGGUUCACACGCCUCCCUGAAUGUCCCGUAUUUCCUCUAUUUUCAAGGCAAUUGAACUCCAAUACCGCCACCUGACGGUAUGAUCUCCUUGUGUUUUGUUGUACCCCUUCUGCUACUACGUACUACUCCAGAUGCUUUCUUUUUACACCACUUGAUGAUGCCGAAGGUCCUUCAACGGUGGACAUCAACUUGUAUAAGCGCCGCCAAACGUGUUUCUUCUCCAGUUCUGUACAUACUUUGCGGUGGAGAAGGAUUACUGGCUUGGGUUUCUAAUGGUUGCACAGCAUCAUUCAUCCAUCGGGUAUUGGGCGCACUAGGCAUGCUAAGUAUAAUUUAUACGACGUAUAAUCUGGUCUGUCUGGUAGAAGUGGCGUCAAUUUAGGGUAGAUAUAGUUCCCCGCGAGGCUAUGGGGGCAAUCGCUCUACACACGCCACUGAUGUGUAUAUGAAACGUAGCCACCAGUAGGAUAAGCAUGAUUCCGUCCAGUUGUGGUAUUCAAAAAGGGACCCAUGCAACACGGACCCUUUGGGGUAGCUAGACUGUAAAGGUACAAAGGCUGAAGCAAAAGGCAAGAGGACGAAUUUCGGCAGUCAUGGGGCAAAUCCAAGCAGGGGCUUUUGAGAGUCAGCAUCCUACCCCGUAAUCCACAUACCUAAAUGCUGUGGACGUACAUUCUCUGUAUGUACGAUCCAUGGUUUUGUGAGGUGGACAACAUAGUCAAGUAGAGGCCAUACUCAAUGCCGUGUUAAUGCAGGCCAAUCAAGUAAAAUAACGCAAUAUUUAGGUAAAGCGUAAGGGGGAAAGGGCAUUUCGCAAUUGGGUACCAUCGUCUGCUGUCUGAUAGUUAUUUUUAUGUCUUUUUUGUUUCGAUUUCGUUUAUCUGCAUAUUCCAAAAGGAACUUGGUACUUUUCGCGACCGAAAUUAACCAGGUCAUACAGAGAGAGGCAUGGCAUCCUGAGACGUAUCAUAUGCAUUCGAUCAAAGCAGACACAAGAGAAAGACAAAAAAAGUUGGAAGAUGGUAUGGAUGAGCAUCCCGGUACAGUCUUGCACUGAUAGACAGGAACUCGGAUGAGGCGCAGCAGUGUCCCAUGGUAUAUGUUAGCUGCUGCACAGGAAAAGAAAAAAAAAAGCAAACACUCAACGCUAAGGGACGGCAUACAUAUUUGCACAUAAUCUGUAUGCGUUUAAACAUUCCCAGCCGGAUUAAUCGCGAAGGGAAGCCACAAUUUGCAUUGCCGGCUUCGAGUGACACUACAUCCCGAUUCCCUACUGUUCAUUUUUAUAGAUCGUUCAGGAAUCGGCCACAACGGCCUCUUAGCCAGAUCGAUGGCCAGAGCUGGUAGCGCUGAGCAGGGACAUUUCCCAUCUUCUCUUAAUACUGCAGUGUUACCACAGAUCGAGAUGCUCCUUUGGAGUGCAG
Molecule: messenger RNA, 3176 nt
Organism: Trichophyton rubrum CBS 118892
Lineage: Eukaryota; Fungi; Ascomycota; Eurotiomycetes; Onygenales; Arthrodermataceae
Exons: 3
Coding region: 1-1479 (492 amino acids)
Source: RefSeq, a predicted model, not a curated record